AUGAGAGUCACCACAGCAAUGAAGUGCUUCCUGGCCGUCACAGUCUCCGCCCUCGUGGUCUGCGGAGCCUUCGCGAGGGAGGAAAAAGUCGAAGGGCGCACAAGACUUCUGGGAAGUGGUCUCGGAGUCGGCGGCUACGGCCCUAUUGUUAGACCCGGCCUCGUCGGCGCUGGUCCCGGAGCUUACGGUGCAGCAGGGCUCGGUGGUUAUGGCGGAGCUGGUCUCGUCCGGCCGGUAGUGGGUGGCGCCGGCCUCGUUCGCACCGGUGGUCUCGGAUACGGCCACCAUGGUUACGGUGGACUCGGCUACGGUGGCGGCCUCGGCUACGGUGGCGGCUACCAGUCCGGCUACGGCUCUUUGGCCGGCGGUCACCAGGGAGGAUACCGCGGGGGCGCUGCGGGCUACAACCACGGAUCCGCGGGUUUCGCUGGUCGUGCUGCCAACAGGCACGUCAAUGCCUACAACAACCACCGUGGCUACAGCCACACCUCGGGAUUCUCGGCCUCUAGCGCCAAUGCAUUCGGCUCCGGACACAGGCACGGCUCGGCUGGAUUCGGAAGCGGAACUGCUGGUCACCGGGGAGGUUACGGACAAUCGUCGUUCGGGCACAAUGCUGGUUCCGGUUUCGGCGGAGGAUACCUCGGCUAA
Dermacentor silvarum is the source of this 648-nucleotide messenger RNA. RefSeq lists its product as uncharacterized. NCBI's taxonomy places the organism in Eukaryota, Metazoa, Arthropoda, Arachnida, Ixodida, Ixodidae. The record is from RefSeq and is a predicted model, not a curated record. The coding region runs from base 1 to 648 and encodes 215 amino acids. The transcript has 3 exons.